This is a messenger RNA of Lacerta agilis (Sand lizard), 1306 nucleotides long. Its product is annotated as guanine nucleotide-binding protein G(q) subunit alpha. The transcript has 7 exons. Gene Ontology annotation, molecular function: GTPase activity; GTPase activator activity; G-protein beta/gamma-subunit complex binding. Gene Ontology annotation, cellular component: heterotrimeric G-protein complex. The coding region runs from base 41 to 1120 and encodes 359 amino acids. Gene Ontology annotation, biological process: action potential; phospholipase C-activating dopamine receptor signaling pathway; adenylate cyclase-modulating G protein-coupled receptor signaling pathway. The record is from RefSeq and is a predicted model, not a curated record. NCBI's taxonomy places the organism in Eukaryota, Metazoa, Chordata, Lepidosauria, Squamata, Lacertidae.
GGGGUGGGGGUGGGGGCUGUGCCUCAACCAGUUAGGAAGAAUGACUCUGGAGUCCAUCAUGGCGUGCUGCCUGAGCGAGGAAGCCAAGGAAGCGCGCCGGAUCAACGACGAGAUCGAGAGGCAGCUCAAGCGGGACAAGCGGGACGCCCGCCGGGAGCUCAAGCUGCUGCUGCUGGGUACAGGAGAAAGUGGCAAGAGCACAUUUAUCAAACAGAUGAGAAUCAUCCAUGGUUCUGGAUACUCUGAUGAGGACAAAAGGGGCUUCACAAAGCUUGUGUAUCAGAAUAUAUUCACAGCAAUGCAGUCUAUGAUCAGAGCUAUGGAUACACUCAGAAUCCCAUACAGCUAUGAACAUAAUAAGGCUAAUGCACAGCUAGUUCGAGACAUUGACAUAGAGAAAGUGUGCUCAUUUGAGAACCCUUAUGUAGAUGCAAUAAGGUAUUUAUGGAAUGACCCUGGAAUCCAAGAAUGCUAUGACAGGCGGCGAGAGUAUCAAUUGUCAGAUUCUACUAAAUAUUAUCUUAAUGAUAUGGACCGUAUAGCAGAUUCUGGCUAUCUACCUACCCAACAAGAUGUGCUUAGAGUCCGAGUUCCAACUACAGGAAUCAUUGAAUACCCAUUUGACUUGCAAAGUGUCAUUUUCAGAAUGGUGGAUGUGGGGGGGCAGCGAUCAGAGCGAAGAAAAUGGAUACACUGCUUUGAAAAUGUCACCUCUAUCAUGUUUCUAGUAGCCCUUAGUGAAUAUGAUCAAGUACUUGUGGAAUCAGACAAUGAGAAUCGAAUGGAGGAAAGCAAAGCAUUGUUUAGGACAAUUAUCACAUAUCCCUGGUUUCAGAACUCUUCAGUCAUUCUGUUCUUAAAUAAGAAAGAUCUUCUAGAAGAGAAAAUAAUGUACUCACAUCUAGUUGACUAUUUCCCAGAGUAUGAUGGACCUCAGCGAGAUGCACAGGCGGCAAGGGAGUUCAUCCUGAAGAUGUUUGUUGACCUGAAUCCGGAGAGUGAAAAAAUUAUCUACUCCCACUUCACGUGUGCCACAGACACGGAGAAUAUCCGCUUUGUCUUUGCUGCUGUCAAAGACACUAUCCUACAGUUGAACCUGAAGGAGUACAACUUGGUCUAACUGUGCCUCUAAAGUCUCCACCACCCCUUAUUCCCCCUUUGGGCAAUGGAGGAUAUUCAAGAGGGACUGUAUUAUCUGUGAAAACGAUCUGCAUAAUACUAAUUUAUUACUGGCCUGGACUCUGUGAAUGUUCACAGGGUUUAUAGUAAAUAUUAUGAUUUUAUUUAAACAUUGCAGAGGAAAAAC